AUGAUGGCCGAGUAUAUUAUGGUGGUGCUAUCCCCUCCCCUCAACGACCUGGCGACAGUGGUGAGGGCCUGGGUGAUACAAGGUGAAAUCUUUCCGCCGGCAUCACCUCACGGAUCAAGUCACCGAAGUCAGAAACCUUCUUGCACCAUUAACGAGAAAGGGCAUCGAAACUUCCUCUUUUACAAGCCGGUAACAUCCAUCACUGGACCAACUGAUGACAUUCCGGUCCCUCUCAUGGCACAAGAAGGUGAAGGCCUGGGCUACGAAUGUGAGCUAGUUGUCGUGAUCGGCAAGGAAGCCAAAGACGUGCCUGAAAACCAAGCUCUAGACUAUUAUGUUCUUGGCAAUGCUGUUGGCAAUGAUGUUUCUCACAGACACUGGUAA
Aspergillus tanneri is the source of this 384-nucleotide messenger RNA. Its product is annotated as fumarylacetoacetate hydrolase family protein. Gene Ontology annotation, molecular function: catalytic activity. The transcript is spliced from 2 exons. NCBI's taxonomy places the organism in Eukaryota, Fungi, Ascomycota, Eurotiomycetes, Eurotiales, Aspergillaceae. The record is from RefSeq and is a predicted model, not a curated record. Bases 1 to 384 code for a protein of 127 amino acids.